Molecule: messenger RNA, 978 nt
Organism: Emiliania huxleyi CCMP1516
Lineage: Eukaryota; Haptophyta; Isochrysidales; Noelaerhabdaceae
Product: Exportin 1
Exons: 4
Biological process (GO): ribosomal large subunit export from nucleus; protein export from nucleus; ribosomal small subunit export from nucleus
Cellular component (GO): cytoplasm; nucleus
Molecular function (GO): nuclear export signal receptor activity
Source: RefSeq, a predicted model, not a curated record
CUCAAGAGCCCCGACGUGAUGAAGCGGCUGCAGACCAUCGUGCGCACCAACGAGCGGGUGGCGGUUGCACUGGGGCACCCGUACACCGUGCAGCUGGGCCACAUCUACGUCGACCUCCUCAACGUGUACAAGGCGUACUCGGAGCUCAUCAACUCGACCAUCGCCGCCGCCGCCGCGAACACGCACGUGAUGCACACCUCGGGCGUGCGCGCGAUGCGCGCCGUCAAGAAGGAGACGCUGCGCCUGCUGGACACCUUCAUCGAGAAGUCGGAGGACGCCGACCUCGUGCUCACCAAGUUCGUGCCCCCGAUGCUCGACCCCGUGCUCGGCGACUACGUGCGCUCCAUCCCGGCGGCGCGCGACCCCGAGGUGCUCUCGCUCUUUUGCUGCCUCAUCAACAAGCUGCAGUCGGCGAUGACGGCGGAGGUGCCGCGCGUCUUUGAGGCCGUCUUCAAGUCGACGCUCGACAUGAUCACGAAGAACUUCGAGGACUUCCCCGAGCACCGCUCCAACCUCUUCAACCUGCUGCGGGCGAUCAACCACCACUGCUUUCCCGCCCUCCUCCAAGGGGCCGACAACUUCACGCUGAUCAUCGAGUCGAUCAAGUGGGCCUUCAAGCACACGGAGCGGACCGUGGCGGAGACGGGGCUGCACACGCUGCUCGAGCUGCUGCAGAAUGUGCAGGCGUCGACGGUGAUGAACGCCUUUUAUGUCCAGUACUACCUCGGGCUGCUGCAGGACGUGUUUGCCGUGCUGACGGACACGUUGCACAAGCCGGGCUUCAAGCUGCAAGCGAUGAUCCUGGCGCACCUCUUUGUCGCCGUCGAGUCGGGCGCCAUCACCUCGCCGCUUUGGCCGCAGGACGGCUCCGUCGCGGCGACGUCAAACGGCCAGUACGUGCGCGAGCUGCUGCUGCAGAUGUUCACCACCUCGUUUCCAAACCUGACGGCGGGGCAGCUUCAGUCGACGAUCGCGGGC